CAUAUCUCAUUAGCAAUGGAGUAAUAUUAUCACCUUCAACAACUAAAAAUCCAGCAAUUUUUGAUUAUCCGUCUUUUCUUCGUGAAUUAAAAUUUGUGGAAUUAUAUAAUUCUGUAUCCGAUUGGCUUGCAACAGAAUCUAAUAAUAAUAUUAAUGAUGAGCAACAAUCAACUUUUUUAAGAAUUUUAAUUGCAGAACAAUUAUUUAAAUUGUUUAUGAAUAGGUGCCCAACUUUCGAAAUUCUUUCAUUAUCAGAUUUAUCACAUGAAGCGCCUAUGCCAUUGGUACCGCUUUUAACUGGAACUGAAACUGAUACAUGCUUAACUGGACUUAAAGCAUUUCAUUGUGUAAGUAAACAUGGAGGUAAAAGAGAUAUUUUUCGAGCCAUGUCUCAAGUUUCUGAAACUCUUGAAACAAUGUGGGUCGGUGGAGUUGAGCAAGAAAUGGAAGUUAAAGCUUUAAGUAUUUUUAUAAGAGCACAAAAAAGAUUAAAGGCAUUUAAAUAUUCAUGGGAUUAUCAAACACGACUUCAAAUUAUUUUAAUUGAAACGCUUGAAGCACUUAAAACACAAGCAAAUAGUUUAACAACACUUCAUUUUGAAUAUUGUAAUUUCGCACAUUGUGAUUCAUUAGAACCAUUAGCUGCAUGUGUGAAUUUGGAAAUUAUUCAAUUUAUACAAUGCAUAUAUUUAGCGGAAAAAAUGCGACCUUUAGCAAAAGUAUUUUUCCCACGAUUAAAGACACUAGGAUUUUAUUGUAAUUUUCUAGAUUCAGCAAGAUAUUGGAUAGAUCCAUGUGAUAUUGCAGCCAUAGUUAAAAAUUCACAUAAUAGUUUAGAACAUGUUGUAUUACCAAGAGUUGGAAAUUAUGAAGGAGGAUCACAAAUUUUAAUAAAAGCACUUCGUCAUUGUAUAAAUAUUAUUAAUUUACGACUACAAAUUCGCCAAGGAGAAACACAAGAUUUUAUGGAAUUCUUUAACAAUAAUAAUCGACUUGAAAUAACAACUUUUAUUUGUCAUGGAGAUUUUAAUGUUGAAGAAUUGUUAACACAAAUGAGUCGUAGAUGGCCGAAUACAUUAUCAACCCUAAAUAUUAAAGGACAAUGGAUGAUAACACCAGAAUCUUUAAAAACAUUUCUUAAAGAUAGUAAAUCAUGUUUAAAACAUUUGGAUUUACAUUCAUCUAAUCAUUUAACGGAUGAUCAUGUUGCAGCAGUUAUUGAAUAUUUAAAAGAAAUGAAAGCGGCGAAAAAACCUCAUUUAUGUAGUAUUUUUAUGUCUGGUGAAGGUGAUAAUAUUACUCCAUUGCUAAUGAGAUAUGCUUUUGAUUUUUCACAAAGACAA
Molecule: messenger RNA, 1343 nt
Organism: Racocetra persica
Lineage: Eukaryota; Fungi; Glomeromycota; Glomeromycetes; Diversisporales; Gigasporaceae
Source: the annotation of a GenBank genome assembly